UUCUAUGAAUAAACGGAGCCGCCGUCUCGGAAACAUCUCCCCCUCGCCUUCGACGCCGCAACCGUCUCCGAAGCCCUGCCGUCGAUGGAGACGGCGAGGUAGCCGCUUGGGGCAGUUCGGCGUCUUACUCCCUCAUAGUCGAGGAGGGCGGAGAUCGCGCUUUAGGGUGAAGCCUUUUGUGUGUCUUUUCUGAAAAUGGCGCUUAAAUUCGAGGUGCUAGGAAAAUUCAACAGAGCCCGUGCAGCACGAUUAGCACUUCCUCACUUUGUUUGCCAAACACCACUUUUUAUGCCUGUUGGAACUCAAGGUACAAUAAAAGGUCUGACUAAUAAUCAGUUGGAGGAGAUUGGCUGCCAAAUAAUACUUGGUAAUACCUAUCAUCUUGCUCUUCGACCUGGUGCUGAGUUGAUUGAUGACUUGGGUGGUCUUCAUAAAUUCAUGAACUGGAAGAGAGCCCUGCUUACCGACUCAGGCGGCUUUCAAAUGGUUUCUUUAUUGCAUUUGGCUGACAUUACUGAGCAGGGUGUGACAUUUCAGUCUCCUGUUGAUGCAAAGCCCAUGCUUCUGACACCUGAAGAGUCAAUACAAAUACAAAAUAAGAUUGGAGCUGAUAUCAUCAUGGCGCUUGAUGAUGUUGUGAAGACAACCAUUACUGGUCCACGCAUUGAAGAAGCUAUGUACCGUACUCUUCGUUGGAUCGAUAGAUGUAUAGUUGCUCACAAGAGACCGGAUGAACAAAACUUAUUUGGAAUUGUUCAAGGAGGACUAGAUCCAGUUCUGAGAGAUAUAUGUGUCAGAGGUUUGGUGGAUCGCAAUUUACCAGGCUAUGCUAUUGGUGGUCUUUCAGGCGGUGAAGAUAAAGACUCCUUUUGGCGUGUUGUUGCACAGUGUACUGCUGCAUUACCAGAAGAUAAACCCCGAUAUGUUAUGGGUGUUGGAUAUCCACUUGAUCUUGUAGUUUGCAGUGCUUUAGGUGCAGACAUGUAUGAUUGUGUGUAUCCUACACGAACUGCUCGUUUCGGCACAGCUCUUAUUCCUGAGGGUCUCUUGAAGUUGAAAAAUCAGGCCAUGGCCAAUGAUGAACGUCCUAUUGAUCCGACAUGUUUGUGUAUGGUUUGUAGAAAUUAUACACGAGCCUACUUACACUGCAUUGUCACGAAAGAUCCAAUGGGUUCCCAGCUAGUGUCUUAUCAUAAUUUGUCAUAUAUGAUGAGGCUAAGCAAGGACCUUCACACAUCAAUAGUCGAGGGGCGAUUUCCAGAGUUUGUACAGGGUUUUUUACGUGUGCAGUUCCCUAAGGGUGAUAUCCCAGAGUGGGUUUGCAAUGCGAUGGAGGUUGCUGGUAUUGACGUGUCGACCGGCUGUGCUCCGUAAUAACAGAGGAUUAGCUAAAAGGAUUAUGAUAGAUGAGAGGCUUAACAGAAACAAAUUAGCCUCGUAUGCAACAUAGACAUUCGUCAAUAUACAUGAAUCGUCACACCAAGAUUAUUUUGGUUGCAGCAUAACAAGUAUGCUGCUCAGAGUAUAAAAUUAGCAUCCGUGAAGUUUUGUACCAUUGGUAAUCCUUUUGUUCCAGAGUUGCUUGCACACCCUCUUUUGAAUCAUAUGAAUCCAAUUCAAAUAUAUCAGUUUAUAUUUUGCGAUUUCUCAGGUAAUUGUGGUAGAACAAGCUAACUUGUUUCAUAUGACAAAUGGAGCAAAUGAAAAUGGAAAAACUGCAUGUGGAAUAUUUAGAACUAAGAUGAGAAGUAGAGUCAUGGAUAAGUAGUAAUUAAUCUUGAUAAUAAUAAAUUAAUAAAUUUAUAUAGUAGGUUUGGCUCAUAAUAAUAUUUUACAGCAUAAACAAAAUAUUUUCUCUUGCACCUCUUAUUAUAAUAAUACUGACUAUGAUCAUUUUCUUUUCCCUCAUCGAAUGUAUCUUCUACACAUUAGCGGCACAAUUCGAUUGAUCCGACAAGAAGAGUCAUCGAGGCAGAUGGAAGUGACAACUCAGUCCGGCCCAUGUGUAGAAUCCUGAACCGUCAAUCAUAACCGCUCAUCUUAAGACGGACGGUAUCAACUGCCGUAUAUAGGUCCGCUGAUCUUUUGAACGGCUAAGAUCGCAUCAUUCCAUGAAUACAGUGGGAGCCACCGUCUCGUAAACAUCGACUCCUUUCGCGCCGCAAGAGACUCCAUCAAAACCGAUUCAUCUUAAGACGAAUGGUGACAACUGCCAGAUAUAGAUAGGUACGCCGACCUUUUGAACGGCCAAGAUCAGGUCAUUCUGUGAAUAAACGGUGCCGCUGUCUCGACAACAGUCCUUCCUCGCCUUGCACGUCACGAGCGACUCCGGAAGUCCAAAGCCCUUCCUUCCGUGUAUGCGGACGGGGAGAUAGCCGCCUGAGGCGUUUCGGCGUCUGACUCCCAGGGCGGAGAUCGCGAUCUAGUGGGAUGUUGGUAUAUUUGUAUCCUUUUGUUCUACCUCCACAAUGCCAACGAAAGUAAAUCUUGAUCUGCCUGUUCUUCUUGGUCGCUGAAACAAACCGCCUUAAUCCUGGCCGUGGUGGUGACUUCUUUAAAUGAAAAAGGUUGGUUCAAGAUGUGAACAAAUACGAUGACAUGUUGGGUGAAGCCCUUUUGUGCGUGUUUUCUGAAAAUGGCACUUGAGUUCGAGGUGAUAGGAAAAUUCAACAUUGUAUUCUACAGUUUUUAUGCCUGUUGGAACUCAAGCCACGCACCUACGGACUGCUCGUUUCAUCGCAGCUCUUAUUCCUGAGGUUUGUAGAAAUUAUACACGAGUGACGAGCCUACUUACACUGCAUUGUGACGAAAGAUCCAAUGGGCUCCCAGCUAGUGUCUUAUCAUAAUUUGUCAUAUAUGAUGAGGGUAAAAUCUCUAGCUUGUGUCGAAGCUGACAUGCCCUUAUAAAGAAUUACCAGGUUUAUCCGCAUUGAUCCUUUUUGAAGUUAGUUGCCAGCAAUUAUUAUCUUGUAAUCCAUCUUUCUACAGCUAAGCAAUUAUUAUCCGCAUUGAUUUCCAGGGUAUGGUGAUUUUGUAUUUUUAAUAAUAUGUUCAAUUUAAUUCUUAA
This is a messenger RNA of Musa acuminata AAA Group (dessert banana), 3067 nucleotides long. RefSeq lists its product as uncharacterized. Lineage: Eukaryota; Viridiplantae; Streptophyta; Magnoliopsida; Zingiberales; Musaceae. The transcript is spliced from 21 exons. The record is from RefSeq and is a predicted model, not a curated record. Gene Ontology annotation, cellular component: cytosol. Gene Ontology annotation, molecular function: tRNA-guanosine(34) queuine transglycosylase activity. The coding region runs from base 196 to 1374 and encodes 392 amino acids.